Protopterus annectens (West African lungfish) is the source of this 1917-nucleotide messenger RNA. RefSeq names its product zinc finger protein 11-like. Lineage: Eukaryota; Metazoa; Chordata; Ceratodontiformes; Protopteridae. Bases 1 to 1917 code for a protein of 638 amino acids. The transcript is spliced from 3 exons. The record is from RefSeq and is a predicted model, not a curated record.
AUGAAUGGCAAAGUGAAUGUUGCUCUUAGGCAGUUUCAGAAAAUUCUUGUGGGUGCUAGCAUGAAUGCAGCUAUCAAUACAUCUGCAAAAGUUAAACAGGCAAGACUACGAGUCAGCAGUGCUGGAACCAAACUACAUAACCAAGACUAUGAGUCAGCAGUGCAGGAAACAAACUACAUAACCAAGCACUAUGACACAGCAGAGCAGGAACCAAGCUACAUAACCCAGCACUAUGAGACAGCAGUGCAGGAGCCAAGCUACAUAACCAAGUACUAUGACACAGCAGUGCUGAAACCAAACUACAUAACUAACCACUAUGAGACAGCAGUGCAGGAACCAAGCUACAUAACCAAGCACUAUGACACAGCAGUGCAGGAACCAAGCUACAUAACCAAGUACUAUGAGACAGCAGUGCAGGAGCUAAGCUACAUAACCAAGUACUAUGAGACAGCAGUGCAGGAACCAAACUACAUAACCAAGCACUAUGAGACAGCAGUGCUGGAACCAAGCUACAUAACCAAGUGCUAUGAGACAGCAGUGCUGCAACCAAGCUACAUAACCAAGCACUAUGAGACAGCAGUGCUGCAACCAAACUACACAACCAAGCAGUAUGAGAUAGCAGUGCUGGAACCAAGCUACAUAACCAAGCACUAUGAGAGAGCAGUGCUGGAACCAAGCUACAUAACCAAGCACUAUGACACAGCAGUGCUGGAACCAAGCUACAUAACCAAGCACUAUGAGACAACAGCGUUGCAACCAAACUACACAACCAAGCACUAUGAGACAGCAGUGCAGGAACCAAGCUACAUAACCAAGCACUAUGAGACAACAGUGCUGGAACCAAGCUACAUAACCAAGCACUAUGAAACAGCAGUGCCGGAACCAAACUACAUAACCAAGCACUAUGAGACAGCAGUGCAGAAACCAAGCUACAUAACAAAGCACUAUGAGACAGCAAUGCUGGAACUAAGCUACAUAACCAACAGUGCUGGAACCAAGCACUAUGAGACAGCAGUGCAGGAACCAAGCUACAUAACCAAGUACUAUGACACAGCAGAGCAGGAACCAAGCUACAUAAACCAGCACUAUGAGACAGCAGUGCUGGAACCAAGCUACAUAACCAAGUACUAUGAGACAGCAGUGCAGGAACCAAGCUACAUAACCAAGUACUAUGAGACAGCAGUGCAGGAACCAAGCUACAUAACCAAGCACUAUGAUACAGCAGUCCAGGAACCAAGCUACAUAACCAAGCACUAUGAGACAGCAGUGCAGGAACCAAGCUACAUAACCAAGCACUAUGACACAGCAGAGCAGGAACCAAGCUACAUAACCAAGAGCUAUGAUACAGCAGUGCAGGAACCAAGCUACAUAACCAAGCACUAUGAUACAGCAGUGCAGGAACCAAGCUACAUAACCAAGCACUAUGAUACAGCAGUGCAGGAACCAAGCUACAUAACCAAGCACUAUGAGACAGCAGUGCAGGAACCAAGCUACAUAACCAAGCACUAUGACACAGCAGAGCAGGAACCAAGCUACAUAACCAAGAGCUAUGAUACAGCAGUGCGGGAACCAAGCUACAUAACCAAGUACUAUGAGACAGCAGUGCCAGAGCCAAGGUACAUAACCAAGUACUAUGAGACAGCAGUGCCAGAGCCAAGCUACAUAACCAAGCACUAUGACACAGCAGUGCUGGAACCAAGCUACAUAACCAAGCACUAUGAGACAGCAGUGCUGGAACCAAGCUACACAACCAAGCAUUAUGAGAUAACAGAGCAGGAACCAAGCUACAUAACUAAGAGCUUUGAGACAGCAGUGGUGGAACCAAGCUACAUAACCCAGCACUAUGAGACAUCACUGUUAGAACCAAGUUGCAUAACCAAGCACUAUGAGACAGCAGUUCUGACUGCUACAUCUUAG